AUGGCGUACUCCUCCUGUUUGAAUCGGAGUUUGAAACCAAACAAACUUCUCCUCAUGAGGAUAGAUGGGGCGACUCAGGUGAGAUCCCAUGUAGAUCUAAAUUUCUAUUCACUCGUGGGAGCCGGGUGGUUGAGGUUCGUCCUCAAUGGGAAAAUGCAGCACCUAACAACGCAUCUUCCCAGACCAAGAACUACGAGAUCACCACUUUCAUUCUGGGGUGAAGGAGGGAUCAUACCAUUCGAGCCUUUUUUCAUGCUUUUCCUAGCGGUCUGGAGAAAGCAGCAAUCAAUAGGACUUUCCUAA
This is a messenger RNA of Triticum turgidum subsp. durum (durum wheat), 303 nucleotides long. The record is from the annotation of a GenBank genome assembly. NCBI's taxonomy places the organism in Eukaryota, Viridiplantae, Streptophyta, Magnoliopsida, Poales, Poaceae.